AUGGCCAUCAAUUGCAUGCGCCUUGACAAACGCAACUCCAAAGGUGCUGCCAGCAUUGAUUCGGUAUUUGGGAUCCUCUGUCAGAAGGGAAAGAUAAAUGCGAACGAUCCAGAAGCUACUCCUCCGGGGAAAGUUACGGGAGAGAUCGACGCAUGCAACGUGUUCUUCGCUUAUCCAACAAGGCCGGACGUUGUAGUUCUGAGAGGCUUGAAUCUACACGUUCCAGGUGGUACUUCUAUGGCACUGGUUGGUCACAGUGGCUCGGGGAAAUCCACGGUCGUCGCGCUCAUCGAGAGGUUCUACGACCCUCUAAGCGGCGUGGUGAAAAUCGAUGGGAAGGACAUCAAAAAGCUUGACCUUUACUCGCUGAGGAGACAGAUCGGUCUUGUGAGCCAGGAGCCAUGCUUGUUUUCGGCAACCAUACAUGAAACAUCGCUUAUGGACGUGAAAGCGAAUGCACCGAAGCGGAAUGCACUGCCGGAGGGGUAUAAGACGCAUUCUGGCCGGAAGGGAAUCCGUCUCUCUGGCGGUCAGAAGCAGCGAAUUGCAAUAGCUCGAGCGGUCUUGAAGAGCCCACAGAUUUUACUGCUGGACGAAGCCACCAGUGCUUUGGAUCUAGAGUCGGAGCACCUCGUUCAGGAUGCGCUGGAGACAAUGGCCGGAAGAACGACACUCGUGAUCGCUCACAGGCUCUCUACGGUUAGGAACUGCGACUGCAUCUCGGUAAUGCACAGUGGAGCUGUGGUCGAGCAGGGAACACAUGAGGAACUAAUGUCGAUGUCUGCAGCUAUAAUCUUCACCCUAAGAGCUGCAACAUAUGUCACCAAGUUCACCUCGUUACUUCCUCGUUCUUCUUUCAACCGUCUUGAGCACAGCCUCACUUUCACCGCAGGAAUCACAAACGAUGCAGUCCAGGAGACCGGGUUGCCAGAUCCUUUCAAAGACUUGAAGACCGCGCUCCGGCUCUUCGCGUAA
Messenger RNA from Selaginella moellendorffii, 975 nucleotides. RefSeq names its product ABC transporter B family member 10. Gene Ontology annotation, biological process: transmembrane transport. The transcript is spliced from 3 exons. Gene Ontology annotation, molecular function: ATPase-coupled transmembrane transporter activity; ATP binding; ATP hydrolysis activity. The record is from RefSeq and is a predicted model, not a curated record. The coding region runs from base 1 to 975 and encodes 324 amino acids. Gene Ontology annotation, cellular component: membrane. NCBI's taxonomy places the organism in Eukaryota, Viridiplantae, Streptophyta, Lycopodiopsida, Selaginellales, Selaginellaceae.